CAUCGUAACAGUGGCAUGUUUUAUUUUCAUUCGUCGAAGACGACGUCGAAAAGAAGGUGAGAUGAAGUUCUAAUUUGUUCGAAUUGAAAGAUCAGAAAGAACAUUGGUGUAAUUGUUCUAACCUGUCAUUCAUUCCUUUGUUCUAAACUGCUCUCAUUGAAUAUAUUUAGUCGCUUUACACUUUAUUCACUCAUUUAUUUACCCCUUUUUUAAAUAACAAUUUUUAUAAUUCCAGUGGCAGUGAUAAUUUUGUGACAUUGCGAACAGAAACGAUGAAGCCAACUUCUACUGAAAUUACAGAUUUACAUGUUCAAAUAUGUUUCUCUACUCUCUCUUUAUUACGCCCGUUUGGAUUUUUCAUCGCAACAUUUUCACGGUUCAAAACAGCUGGAAGACAACAAUACUUCAGAAGAAGAACAAGAGCCUGGCACUAGUGCUGAGUAUGAAAACGUGCCAAGUGAAUCGAAGCCAGUUCCAGGCCUCACGCGUGGUGUGGUGCGCUACCAAAGAGAUUACAUGACCACAAGACCCGCGCGAAAUUUAUGGUAUGACAGACUUCAGUUAAUUCGAGCAUUUGCUAUGGAGUGGCUUCGAAACGCUUGGGGAAAUGUUGACGAGUUGGGCCGCCAUGUUUAUGACGUCAUGGAACGCGUACGACAUGUUUUUGUCCCACACAACAAGUUGGGCAAUCUACAACAAGGUAACUCGACCGGAAGUGGAUUGGAGAGGAAUAAUACUUAUAGUACAAUGGUUAUAUUGCCAGCAGCAGCAGUUAUAUUGCCCACAGAAAGUGAGAAUGCGUCGACGACAGAAAAUGUUUGAUCUAUCAGACUAUGGAAGUAUAGAACCUUGGUCCAUCUCUCCGUAGAAACUUACCUUUUUUUUCAUUAAUUUUUAUGAUUGACUGUAGUGCUAUAGGGCAAACUAGGAAAAUUAUUGCGUGAAUUACCUAAACCCCUCAAUGGGCGAUUGUUUUUUCAACAUAGUUGAAAACUAUAACUUUCUGGCUAGGAUAGUCACAUAGGAUUGUGUGUAUAAGACAAUGUUAACACAUAAGUAAAAUUUAUAGUUCAUAAUUUCUGUUAAAGUUAAUAAUUUCAGUAAUAAAAUGGGGGAACUUACCCCUAGGCUAAAAUAUCCAAAAAUUGUCGUGAGUCUGCGAAACGAACUGCGGAAAUGCAACAUCCAACGGAAGAUGUCGAAGUUUAGUUAUACAUGACGGCAGACAUGAAAGUGGUAAUUCACGCUUCACGAAAAUAACUAAAUGCCGGUUAAAAUAAUCUUCACUGUAAAAUGACCGGCGAAAUUUUGACAAAGUUUUUUUGCAAAGUUAGAUAAUGCACUCACCGUGACUCAAAAUUACUCGAUUUUUGGAGUAAAAAUUUGCUUUAUUCAAGAAAAUGAGUAAAUUUGCUGAGAAAUUAGUCGAUGAGUAAUUUUAUACUCAAUAUGUUGACUCACUUUGGUUCCAUUAUUUUACUGACGUUUUUAAUUCAAAUUUUUUUGCAGUGUAAUUAUGAUCAUUUUUUUAGAUUCCGUCCACAAAUUAAGGACCGGAUGAGAAUUCCUCGUGUGAAUAAGUGGAACCUGACGAAUCUGUGUACGGUUUCAAAGUUGUUCGAUGGAUCCGGUGUGAAGGAAGGCUGAAGAAUGAACUUUUUUACAUUUUUCUUUCCACAUUUGAAAGUUUGACUUCUUCCCCAAGCAGGGAAUAUACAAGGAAGUGUCACAGUGCGGG
Messenger RNA from Paramuricea clavata, 1738 nucleotides. Lineage: Eukaryota; Metazoa; Cnidaria; Anthozoa; Malacalcyonacea; Plexauridae. The record is from the annotation of a GenBank genome assembly.